Messenger RNA from Cornus florida, 1296 nucleotides. RefSeq lists its product as uncharacterized. NCBI's taxonomy places the organism in Eukaryota, Viridiplantae, Streptophyta, Magnoliopsida, Cornales, Cornaceae. The transcript has 3 exons. Bases 1 to 1296 code for a protein of 431 amino acids. The record is from RefSeq and is a predicted model, not a curated record.
AUGAUACUGAGAGGUGAAUUGGUAGACUGCCUCAUAACAAAGGUGUACGUGAAGCCUCGGGAGGUUAAUCCUCAAAAAUUCGAAGAUAAUCAAGUGAAGGUCAUCCAUGCAAUACAUGGAAGAUCGGAGGAUGAUCAAGAGUCAGAGGAGGUAUAUAGGUCCCGAUUGAGAACAGCCCAUAAGCUAAGGAGGUUAUCCUCGGUAAACGCUAUCGCUUCGGGAAGCGUCAACAUUGGGUUCUGCGAUAGAGAUCUAUCCAGAGUUCAACUCCCCCACAAAGAUCCGUUGGUCAUCAAUCUCUUGGUGGCGAAUUGCAUGAUUAAAAGGGUUUUGAUAGACUCGGGUAGCAGUGCCAACAUCAUCACAAAGGCGGUCUUUAAGCAGCUAGAGAUUCCGUCAUCAUCAAUUCGGCCCACCUCCAGCCCCUUGAUGGGGUUUGAUGGCACAAAGGUGGACCCCAUUGGGGUAAUUGACAUAUCCGUGACCACGGCAAAGAGGACACUGAAGGAUAACUUUGUCUUAACGGAGAUCCACCCUUCCUAUAAUCUCAUUAUGGAAAGAGGCUGGAUCCACCGAAUGAACGGGGUUCCAUCUACCCUUCAUCAAGUGAUGCGAUACUUGUUUCCGGACGGUAAAGAGGUUAUUGACCUUAGGGGAGAUCAAGUAGUUGCCAAAGAAUGCUACAUUUUGACACAGAAUGAGGCAAAGAAGAAUUCUUUGCCCAGGUAUUUGAAAGCAGAGGAUGAGGCCGAAGCUGAAAAGCCUACCGAGGAGUCUCUGGAGGCUGUCGAAGUAAUCCUCGGCGAUCCUCAGAAAGUCACCUACAUAGGUUCUUCCCCCACAGCCGAAGAAAAGAAAGCUUUAAUUGAUAUCAUUCGACGAAACGCGAAUGCAUUUGCUUGGGAGCAUUCAGACAUGGUGGGAAUCAAUCCUUUGGUCUUAUGCCAUAGCUUGAAGCUGGAUCCGGCAGGCUUCAUCCAAGAAGUGCACUACCCACAAUGGUUCUCCAACGUGGUGGUAGUUCAGAAGAAGAAUGGAAAAUGGAGGGUGUAUAUAGAUUUUACCAAUCUCAACAAAGCUUGCCCUAAAGACAGUUUUCCAUUACCCAAAAUUGAUCAGAUGGUUGAUGCCACUACUGGUUUUGAGAGGCUCACGUUUGUUGAUGCAUACUCCGGCUAUAACCAAAUCCCUAUGAAUCAAGAGGAUGAAGAGAAGACUGUUUUCAUAACAAAGAAAGGCACCUACUGUUACAGAGUCAUGCCCUUCGGACUCAAGAAUGCUGGGGCAACUUACUAG